GACUAACGACAGCUGUUGUAGAUUUACGACUGACGUCCCGUGAAUCCGCGUUCCCCCUUAGACUUCCCAGGCAGUCGUCGGCACUGAGUGAAGUCGCCGCGUUUGUCCGCCGAGUAUUCCUACGACCGGCGUUUUCCUCCAGUCAAAGCGUCAUACUUCCCCCGCGACCAUGUCUCAGGUCCGCGCGUCUCACAUUCUCAUCAAGCACCAGGGCUCUCGCCGUCCCGCAUCCUGGAAAGACCCUAACGGAGAGACAAUAGGGCGGACGACGAAGGACGCGGCGAUUCAGCAGCUGCUGGCGAUCAGAGAGCGCAUCGCCAGCGGCGAGCUGGAUUUCGGCCAGGUCGCCAAGACCGAGUCGCACUGCAGUUCCGCCCGAAACAACGGCGAUCUGGGCUGGUUCAGCCGCGGUCAGAUGCAGAGACCGUUUGAGGAGGCGACGUUCGGGAUCAAUGUGGGCGAGAUGAGCGGCAUUGUGGACACCGACAGCGGCGUGCACAUCAUCCUGCGCACCGGAUAAAUCAACAGCACUGGAUGUACGAACAGCAGCAUUUUGCUGACAAGAAAUGUGGCCUCCUUUGGGACAAGCCUGGUUGGAGCAGAAGGGAACAGUGGAGAAGGGAUUUUGCCGAUCCGAGUUGUGCUCCUCUGUCGCUGCAGGGUGGUCUCAACUCAAUCUCAACUCGAGGUUUUUCCUUUUCUGUUCAGUCGAAUUCCAGUGGAAGAUUUACUGCUGGCUGUUAUCUAGCUCGUGUUGCAUGGCAUGCAUGCUCCUAAAUUUCUAGGUUGUGCAGGAGAGGAGAAAGGUCAAGAAAGAUGGAUGGCUGCUUUCAGUGGAAUCCUUGUGCCAUGAUGAUUCAUAGGCGAAAAAGUAGC
Molecule: messenger RNA, 876 nt
Organism: Closterium sp. NIES-67
Lineage: Eukaryota; Viridiplantae; Streptophyta; Zygnematophyceae; Desmidiales; Closteriaceae
Source: the annotation of a GenBank genome assembly